CCAGCGGCGGAAGAAGAGUCUGGGCUGCCAGUCGGAGCGGAAGUUGUUGCCUCUCCCCUGUCCCCGCAUGGCGGCCGCUGGACGCCUCCUGCUCUCGGCGCCGCUGCGAUCCACAGGGGGGCUGCCCGACGCGUGGCGGGCGAGGAGGGGCUGCGGCGCCUAGGCCGGCUGCAGCCAAGCCGCUCGCCCUCCUCCUCCCCCCCCCCGCCCGCGCCCUUCUCCAUCCUCUCGGUCUCCAGCAGGACCGGCGACCGCGGAGCUGAUGGGGAAGUACCUCCUGACCCUGAGCGUCCUCAAGGGGCCCUGGGACCAAGUCUUCGCCGCCUUCUGGCAGCGCUACCCGAAUCCCUACAGCAAACAUGUACUGACAGAAGAUAUCUUGCAUCGGGAGGUAACAGAAGACCAGAAGCUGCUUUCUCGGCGGCUCCUAACCAAGACCAACAGGAUGCCCCGCUGGGCAGAACGCUUCUUUCCAGCCAAUGUUGCCCACUCUGUCUACAUCCUAGAAGAUUCCAUUGUGGACCCACAGAACCGAACCAUGACCACAUUCACCUGGAACAUUAAUCAUGCACGUCUUAUGGUGGUGGAGGAGCGAUGUGUUUACAGAGAGAACCCAGAAAACAGCAGUUGGACAGAAGUCACACGGGAAGCUUGGGUCUCCUCCAGUUUGUUUGGUGUCUCACGUGCUGUCCAGGAGUUUGGCUUGGCCAGGUUCAAGAGCAAUGUGACCAAGAGCACCAAAGGGUUUGAGUAUGUGCUGGCCAAAAUGCAAGGUGAAGCACCAUCUAAAACCUUGGUGGAAACUGCGAAGGAGGCAACUGAGAAAGCCAAGGAGACUGCUCUGGCUGCUACUGAGAAAGCAAAGGACUUGGCUAGCAAGGCAGCUACUAAAAAGAAACAACAGCAACAGUAUGUGUGAAGAAACUGUUUUUCUGCUGCAGGGACCGGAGUUGUAUUGGAAGGCUCACCUGUAAACGAGGCUGCUUUUUCCCUGGGAUGCAAAGCUGACCAGUGUCUCUAGAUUUUAUGUUUUUUAAUUCAACUGUACAAAUCAGACAAUCAUCCUCUUUUUAAAGGUGUAAUUAUCAUUAAAAUAGACUCCAAUUUAAUCAAGUA
Molecule: messenger RNA, 1116 nt
Organism: Hemicordylus capensis (graceful crag lizard)
Lineage: Eukaryota; Metazoa; Chordata; Lepidosauria; Squamata; Cordylidae
Gene: PRELID1
Product: PRELI domain containing 1
Exons: 5
Coding region: 263-919 (218 amino acids)
Biological process (GO): phospholipid transport
Cellular component (GO): mitochondrial intermembrane space
Molecular function (GO): phosphatidic acid transfer activity
Source: RefSeq, a predicted model, not a curated record